AAGAAUAAGAAUGAAGAGAGAGGGAGGGAGAGAGAGAGAGAGAGAGGGAGGGAGACCUGAUACAGAGAGAGGCUGAUCUGAGCGCGUGCAGAAGAGCGUUUCAGCAGACGGAGAAGUCAGACGGAGCAGAGCUGCAGUCGGACAGUUGGAGGACGAGGACAUCUGGACAGAUCCCUUCACCUAGAAGGAUCAGGGAGCAGCUUCAGGUGUGAGUCUCCAUGGCAACAGAUAUGUUUGUGCUGCUGAGCGUCUGUCUCAGUGUGAGCCUGGCGGUCAACAUCGACACGUCGUUUCCGGUGCUGAAGACAGUCGGGAGCAAGAAUCUGUUUGGAUUCUCUGUCGCUCUGCAUGAGGAUCUGGAGACGGGGAAAUACCUGCUAUUGGUCGGCGCUCCCAGGGAGAAGGCGGAGCCUCACAUUCCAGCCAAUCGAACAGGAGGCGUGUACAGCUGCCCGGUCACAGCUAACCCAUCAGAGUGCAGUAGGAUAAAAUUCAUAGAUCAAAACCUGCACCCCACUGAGGACCUGCUGGAGGACAUGUGGUUGGGCGUCACAGUAGCCAGUCAGGGCCGACCUGGAGGGAGGAUCCUGGCAUGUGGGCACCGGUUCGUUAAGGUGUACCAAGGAGAUAGAAGGAUAAUUGGCCGGUGCUAUCUCCAUAGAAACGGCCCACCUCAUGAUGAAGAGCCUCUAAACUGGGAGCAAAUACAGCAGCAAUGCGAUUACAGGUGGGAUCACAGCAGUGAGGGCAUGUGUACUUAUGGAAUCUCCGCCUUCAUCACGCACACCGACGCCAUCUUUGGCUCACCUGGAAGCUACAGUUGGCGGGGAAAUGUUUAUGCCUUCUGGAUGGAUCCGAACAAUGACCUUAUUUCAACAAAGAACUCCUUUGACUACAAGAGCUUAAGUUAUAGGAAUAUUUAUUUAGGAUACUCGGUCACUCAGGCUCUUCACCUUCUCUCUGAAGAGAGUCAAACCAUCGUAGCAGGAGCUCCCAGAGACAAUAAAAUGGACGCCCGUGGUUCUGUGAUGCUGGCGGUCAAGCGAUUCAAUGAUCUGGUGAUUCAGCAGACUCUACGAGGUCAACAGGUUGGCUCAUACUUUGGUAACGUCGUGGUAGCCGUAGACCUCAACAGGGAUGGGUGGAAUGACCUGCUGGUGGGCGCUCCUUUUUACUUCAACCGCCAGCAGGAGGUGGGCGGGGCAGUUUAUGUUUACAUGAACGCAGGAGGGAGGUUCCACUCUGAACCCACCGUGGUUCUGAUGGGUUCAGUUGGAUCUGCUUUUGGAAUGGCUAUUGCUGCAACAGGGGACCUCAACCAGGAUGGCUAUCAGGACUUUGCAGUGGGAGCUCCUUUUCACGAUACCGGAUGUGUGAUGAUCUGGACUGGGGGCAAAGAGGGAAUCUCUGCAGAACCGAGUCAGAUGAUCGAAGGACGUUCUGUAUCUCCUGGGUUCAAGACUUUCGGGUACUCCCUGGCUGCAGGUGUUGAUGUAGAUGGAAACCACUACCCAGACCUGCUGGUCGGCUCUCUGGAUGAUACCGUCGCCCUCCUUAGAUCUCGCCCUGUCAUCCAGCUGAACACCACGUUAAGAGUUUCUCCAGGUGUGGUCGCCCGAAAUGAGACCGAUAUCAAGGUGAAGAUGUGCUUCUCCUUCCAGUUCAACGCUGGAGAAAACCUCAGCAGCAUCUCUGUCAACUUAACUCUGACUGGAGACGUCACCAGUCUCUCGCCCCGCCUCCGUUUCCAUGACAACAGACAGAGCGUGUACUCCAGCAUCCAGUCAGUAGGAAGUGGAAAGUGCAAAACCCUGAAAGCCGGACUGCUGAGUACCAUCCAAAACGUGGUGGAACCUCUGGUGUUCUCCCUGAACGUCUCUCUAAAUGAGAAACUUCCUAACAGAAGCAAUGUUGUUCAUGAUCUGAGGCGUUUUCCCAUCCUAAGCCCGACACCUCAACUCAUCAAAACCCUGAUUCACAUCAAGAAGGCCUGCGGGUCUGAUAACGUCUGUCAAAGUAACCUUCAGAUGGUGGCCUGGUUCACAGAUGAGGACUACAAACCCUUCCUCAUGCAAGACGGCAACCAACUGCUGAACUACAACAGCAGCAUCAGGAGGUUACUUCUGGAGGUCAACGUCAGCAACACGGCAUCACCAGAGCGACUAGCAGAGGAUGCUCACAACACUGUCCUCAACGUCAGCAUCCCAUCGUCGCUUGUUUACUCUGGAGUCCAAAAAAAGGGGGGCAGCUCAGGAGCCAUUGAGUGUUCUGUUGAAGGGGCCACUCUUCUCUGUCAGCUGGGGAAUCCCUUCAGAAGCAACCAGAAGAUUCAGAUGUUCAUUAAAUUUGAGCCAUCUGCGAUCGCUUUGGACACCAAGGAAAUCCAGUCUCGGCUGGUGCUGUCCACGCUCAGCGACCAGUCAGAUCUGUCUCCAGUCUUCGUCUCCUUGCUGGUGGAGUAUUCCGUUCAGGCGACUCUCACUCUAAUCAAACCGGGUUCAGUCUUCUUCGGUGGUCAUGUGGUUGGUGAGCGGGCCAUGAAGAGCACGGAGGACGUGGGCAGUCUGGUGGUCUUCACCUUUCAGGUUCACGUCCAGGGGAAGCCUCUGGGUCGCCUUGGCGAGCUGGAGGUCGAGUUCGAUUGGCCGAAGGAGGUGGCGAACGGAAAGUGGCUGCUGUACCUGACAGAGGUCCGCUUGGAAGGCACCUCGAAUCGUCAAUGCACACACGGCGACAUCAUCAACCCUUUGAAGCUUGUGAUGUCCAAUGAUGAGAGGAUGAUGAGGAUGAACCUGGGGAUGAAGGGAGAGGAGGAAAGGAAAAAACAAGAGAAAACUCUCCCAGUCCUCAGCAUGCAGAGACAGAGGAAGACCUUUAAACUGAGCUGCAGCAGUGGGGCCAGGUGUGUGAAGUUCUCAUGUCCUCUGCUCAACAUGAACAACUCUGCAACUCUGACGGUGAAGAGCCGGCUGUGGAACUCCACCAUGAUUGAGGACUACAGAGAUGCUAGCAGUGUGUUGGUUCAAGGCCAGGCCACUUUGAAGUUGAAGACCAUGAAGAGAACCGUCACCAUGAAGUCGUCCCCCUCACUGAUUGAGGUCAACAUUUACCCAGAGUCUGAGCUGCAGCUGAACUCUGGCGCCCCCUGGUGGAUCAUCGUGGUGUCGGUCCUGGCUGGAGUUGUGCUGCUGGCUCUGAUCUGCGUUCUGCUUUGGAAGUGUCAGUUCUUUGUGCGUCCUGAGGCGUGGCAGACGGCGGUGCUCCAGCAGAGGAGGAUUAUGGGUAACACCGAGCAGCAUGUCGAUGAUGAUGGUUUCCUGAUCCAGGAACAAGUGACCUCGACCCAGAACCGGAAGAUCCAGAAACACUGGGUCACCAUUUGGACUGAAAGCCAGUGAGAGACCUCUGGUAUCCAUAGAAACAGAUCUUAUACCAAACUGAACCAAUCCGGACCAAAUCUGAUCAACACUGCCAGGCUGCUGCCACUCGCUUCACCCGUUUACCCUGAGUUACUCAGAGGUGGAGCUACGAACUUAAAGACUUCUUAUUGGUACAAUUUUUAUUGAUCUGUGUGUGAUUGGCCCUCAGCCAUCGGAAAGGAUCAAUUGAUCCAGCAAGGUUUUAAUUUGAAGGGCUAUGUUAUAAAUAUUGGAAUUCUCCUUUAAGGACCGGAUAUUGCUGCAGGGUCAGCGUUUCUGUCCAUGCUGCCUUCAGGACUCGUCUGUAAAUUCGUUCUGCUGCCUUCAGGUGCUGCGUGGUCCAGUGUUUUUUGUGCUGUAGAGAUUAGUGUACAGUUUUGUAAUUUCUGACAGUCACUGAAAGCAGCUUUAGUCUGUGUGUGUUAGCAUUCCCUGCAGUGUCGAUGGAUGUUUUGUCUGUAUGCUGAUGAUAUUAAAGUAUUUUUUUACUAUUCA
Molecule: messenger RNA, 3914 nt
Organism: Xiphophorus hellerii (green swordtail)
Lineage: Eukaryota; Metazoa; Chordata; Actinopteri; Cyprinodontiformes; Poeciliidae
Product: integrin alpha-3-like
Exons: 28
Coding region: 219-3398 (1059 amino acids)
Biological process (GO): cell-cell adhesion; leukocyte migration; integrin-mediated signaling pathway
Cellular component (GO): external side of plasma membrane; integrin complex
Molecular function (GO): integrin binding
Source: RefSeq, a predicted model, not a curated record